Dermacentor andersoni is the source of this 2026-nucleotide messenger RNA. The record is from RefSeq and is a predicted model, not a curated record. NCBI's taxonomy places the organism in Eukaryota, Metazoa, Arthropoda, Arachnida, Ixodida, Ixodidae.
CGGAGGUAUAGCGGCGGCGGCACCAUGAUCAGCUCCGGCACGAUCCCGUUCGUGAUCCCCAAGUGGGGCGCCUUCCUGUUGGCGCAGUUGCUGUCCAUGCUGCAGAUGAGCCAGCCACCCGACAUGAACUACUACCACACCGAGAAGCUGCACGAGGAGUACGACUACGUCAUCGUCGGUGGUGGUUCGGCGGGCUGCGUCCUGGCCAACCGACUGUCUGCCGACCCGGCGGUCACCGUCCUGCUGAUCGAGGCCGGCGGACCGGAAGACGCCACGACAGAAGUGCCUAUCUACGCGCUCCUCCAUUACCACGGACCCUACGACUGGAACUACGUCACCGAGCCGCAGGAGCACUCCUGUCUGUCUCUGAAGGAGAAGCGCAGCCCGUGGCCGCGAGGCAAAGCUCUUGGUGGAUGCAGCGUCAUCAACUUCAUGCUGUUCGUGCGGGGCAACCGGCGCGACUACGACAGCUGGGGCCACGACUACGGCGUCAAGGGAUGGAGCUACGACGAGGUGCUGCCCCACUUCAAGAACAUCGAGAAGUGCCACAUCAGGGAGUACUCGGACAACGGCUAUCAUGGUACACGCGGUGAGAUGCCCUGUGCGUACGCCAACUCCCAUUCCCCUGUGAGUGACGUGUUCCUGGAAGCUGGCCAAGAACUAGGCUACCCCCUCGUCGACUACAACGGGCCCAGCCAGACAGGCAUGUGGUUUCUCUCUGUCUCAUUUCCGAUGUCACUGGAAGUGCAAAGUCGGUUGGGGUUUGCUCGAUUACAGACGAACGUGCUGGGUGGGACCCGCCACAGUGCGUGCAAGAACUUCAUCAAACCGGUGAUAGCACGUCGGAGAAACCUGCACAUAUCUCUCUUGUCUCACGCCACCAAGGUGCUGUUCGAGGGCCACCGUGCCAUAGGCGUGCAGUUCGAGCACGGCGCGGACAAGAAGCAAGUGCGCGCCCGGCGGGAGGUGAUCAUAUCCGCGGGCGCCAUCGGGACUCCGCACUUGCUACUGCUCUCCGGCAUCGGACCCCGCAAGCAGCUCGAGGAGUUUGGGAUCCCCGUGGUGGCAGACCUGCCCGUGGGCGAGAACCUGCAGGACCACAUAUUCGUCGGCGGCAUCGCGGCGACCACCAAGAAGCGCUCCGAGCUCCAGCUCAACAGCGCCUCCAUCAUAAUCAACUACGCUUUCCGCAAGGAAGGGCCAUUUGCCGUACCGGCCGCCAUCGAGACGGUGGCCUUCGUCAGCACCUCCUACGUCAACGCCAGCCUGGACUUUCCGGACGUCGAAAUAGUGCUGCUCUCGGUGUCGCCGGCCAGCCAAGAAGGAGAACGCUUUAUGACCGACACCGGGCUCACAAAAGAGGCGUACGAGAAGUACUACCGCCCCAAGCGGCACCAGUACGGUUUCCAGCUGGCGCCCAUCCUGAACCGGCUCAAGUCUCGCGGAUACAUCCGGCUGCGCAGCACCGACCCGGACGACGCGCCCAUUAUCGACCCCCGGUACUUUAGCCACCCGGAAGACAUCAAGGUGGCAGCGGAAGGCGCCCGCAUGGCGGUGGAGAUCCUGCGGACCGAGGCGUUCGCGAAGCUGGGCACCAAGCUGUGGAACGUCCCUUUCCCGGGGUGCGAGGAGGCCGGCGAGAUGUGGAGCGAGCCGUACCUCGAGUGCCUGGCGCGACACCACACCUCCACCGUGUGGCACCCGUGCUGCACCUGCCCCAUGGGGGAGGACCACCGGGCCGUCGUCGACAGCAGGCUCAGGGUACGAGGCGGAGUGGAGUCCCUGCGCGUGGUGGACGCUUCCGUGAUGCCCACCAUCGUGACGGCAAACCUCAACGUCCCCGUGCACAUGAUCGCCGACAGGGCGGCCACGCUCAUACGGGAGGACUACGGGGCCGCCUACCCUUCGUCCAGACGUUCCCGUCCCCGCAGUCCGAUCUCGAGAAUCCUGUCGUGGGCGUCGAGAACGUGAAACGAUCCGUCGAUUAAAAUCACAACGCUCGCCAACCUUCCUUACGUGCCUUACG